Messenger RNA from Gadus chalcogrammus (walleye pollock), 5501 nucleotides. It is a transcript of the gene shisal1b, whose product is annotated as shisa like 1b. The record is from RefSeq and is a predicted model, not a curated record. NCBI's taxonomy places the organism in Eukaryota, Metazoa, Chordata, Actinopteri, Gadiformes, Gadidae. The transcript is spliced from 4 exons. The coding region runs from base 18 to 596 and encodes 192 amino acids.
UGAAUGAGGUUGAGAAGAUGACUCUCACCAGCAGACAGUCCUUCAAUGUCCUGACGGUGGUGUUCCUCCUGCUGUCCAGCGCAGCUCUCUCGGCCCACUACCGCGUGUGCGAACCCUACUCCGACCUCAAGGGGCGCUACCACUUUGGCUUCCACUGUCCGCGCCUCUCGGACAACAAGACGUACAUGUUCUGCUGCCACCACAACAACACCGCCUUCAAGUACUGCUGCAACGAGACCGAGUUCCAGACCGUCAUGCAGGUCAACCUCACCUCCACCACUGACGGCUACGCGCACAAUAACUACACUGCCCUGGUGGGCGUGUGGAUCUACGGCUUCUUCGUCAUGGUGCUGCUGGCCCUGGACUUCCUGUACUACUCGGCCAUCAACUACGAGCUGUGCCGGGUGUACCUGGAGAAGUGGGGCCUGGGGGGCCGCUGGCUGAAGAAGGCCCGCAGCCAGUGGCACCAGUCCCUGCCGGCGGAGAGCGAGGCCCAGGCCGUGCCCAUGAUGCCGGCCCACUACCAGCCCCAGCAGAGCCUGAGGGGGGAGAGCCGCAGCCCCACGCUGCUGCCCUACAACACCUCCACCGCCUGAUCGAUGCUCUGUUGGCUGCAGAGGACCUCUCCCGAUCCCCACAGACACCUCCACCAUCACGUCACCCAAGCUGGGAGGACGUUGGAGGAGGAUACCGGAGCAGCCAACAGGGACUACUCCCAACCCCCCCACCACCACCCUCUGCCCCCUGCCAACCCCAUCACCCUGACCCUCAUUCUGGCGUCGCUAACGGGCACAACAACCUGCCAAUGGACCUUUUGAAGAAGGAAAAGCCGGCUCGGGCCCGUCACACUGAGUCGGCACAGCAACGGACUGCUGAGGGGGAAUGUGAGGAGAAGGGAGGAUCUUACUGCUGCUAUCAGGCCACUGCAGCAAAAAAGAGGAAGAAAAAACAACAACAAGGAGCACCAGACACAUUCAGCUGCUCGUAGCCAUUUUAGCUGAUCCCCCCCUCCCUCCGACACGAAAUGACACAACAGUUUGCUGUGUUCCACUUGUGCCCAGCACGCCACUGGACGAACUGUAGUUUGUGCAAAAGUGGCGAAAGUCGGCUCAGUCGGCGUUAAACAAAAAAAAAGAAAACAAAUAUAUAUAUAUAUAUAUCUUUCUUAGAUAUAUGGUGUCUCUUACACUGCUGUGUCAGUUUGUGUUGAGUAGCAAUUAGACACAGUUGUGUGCUAUCUAGUUGGUGGUUUAUUUAUGUACGAGUGCGAGUGGUUGGCGUUCUUUAAACUGAUUUUACCCCAGGUUGAUGCAGAGCAUAACCCCCUUAGUUUUAUAACUUGGUUCAAACAACAAAACAACAAAACGACAAAAAAACAGCACAGACCGAGAGAGAAACGGAUUCAUCUAUAAUGUGAUCCAGUCGACAGGGAACAGCGCCAUACAGCAGAGUCGCUGUAUCAGAAUGUUUUACGCAAGUUAAACUCCCUCAGUAGCAUGGUAAGGUUGCAAUAAGGGCUGGUGAAGACCGUAGAUAUACGUUUCCUCCUCCACAGUUACACGAAAGAUCAGGGACACCACCUCAACCAGGCGCCCAUGCUAACCUUCAGCUAAUUUGGGCUACAAGUGGGCUACAAGUCCAUUAUUUAUUUAGUGUAGAGAAGGUGUGUUUUGAUGCGUGGUACUUGUGGUGAUACAACACUCUGUUACCCCCCCCCCCCUCCCAGCUGUACAACGGUUCGAAGAGCAAUACAACAUGCAUCAAUAUUGAUUUGGAUCAUUCAUAAAGAAACACCAUAUUUCCCACAAUAGUUACAAGCAAAUAAACCAAUGGAAAAUAACAGCCUCCAACAUCAGCAAUAAUGUACAGUUGUGUAUUCAGACCAGAACCGAGUGGGUGCAAGGAAAGGGAAAGAAAGAUUGGCAGGUCAAAUUAGCACACCUCCCUCACGGCGUAAAGCCACCAGGGUUUUCACAUAGGAGCCUUUGCUCAGGUCACAACCCCUGCGAUUCCAUAGUUAUCUAUUAGCAUAUUGCAUCCAUAUUCAGUGUACAAACAGUGCACCGGGGAACGCAAGCGAAAACAAUCAUUAUGUAAGCCAACACGCCACAGCGAGUAGCACCUGAUAGAAGCAACACAAAACCAUUUUCUCUGAGCUGAUUUGAAUUUGAUGGUUAUGGGUUUUUGGCGAGUGUGUAUAUAGCGGAGAAGGUGGAGGGAGCAGUUGAUGGGUUGAUUGGGUAGGGGGUUGGGGGUACCAGGUGUUUAGGUGCGGAGGUCCCAAUACAGUAAGGCGUGGGGGAAGGAUGUCUCAUCCCACCAGGGAAGCCUGCACUAGGACGGCAGCCAAGUUAUGAGCACGUGCAUAGAACUCCUGGCACGUGCGCACAUGGGGGAGUCCCCAGAGCAAAGACAAACAGGGAAGGGUGACGAGUUACAGGGACACGCACCAUUAUAAGUUCUGCUACUGAGCGUACUUUAACAAUGGACAAAGAUGCCGAUUGCGUCUUUGUUUGGUUCUAAAGUGCCGAAAAGGGCCGUCCAACAAAACUCUGGUCAAACGCUGCAGAUGGGCCUCAGUUAUCAGCAAUAAUAUUCAAAUUUGCAGAGCUGUUGGAGCAAGCCAAUUUCAAUUUCAACGGUUACAUUUUAAUUGCGUGCUCCCCUCAUUAGGCUAGUGCCGUCACGUUCUCCACAUUAAAUAGAAGGUGCCCCAAGUGAAAUAAUUGGUGAAGAGAGCCGCAGUUCGCUAAAUGACGCUCAUACCUCUUUAACUUCUGAACCUUUCCCUCUCCCUCUCUCUCUCUCUCCCUCUCUCUCUCUCUACUCAGGGUCAGAGGUUUACCAAUUGAUAUACAAUCGUGGGCUUCUCUCUCUCUCUCUCUCUCUCUCUCUCUCUCUCUCUCUCUCUCUCUCUCUCUCUCUCUCUCUCUCUCUCUCUCUCUCUCUCUCUCUCUCUCUCUCUCCCUCUCUCUCUCUCUCUCUCUCUCCCCCUCCCUCCCUCCCUCCCUCCCUCUCUCACAUGUAACGUGAACGUCAGUGAGCCGAGGAAAAAGGGGAAUUUUUUGCCCCGUCUGCCAAACCAACGGGUAUUUAAUUGGUUCUUCAAAGCCGCGUGUGGUGGCAGGGAUCAGAUAUGGGAGAGACUGCGCAGUGUUGCGGGGGAAGGCUGUGUUCUGGCCGAUAAUAAGGCGAAUGAAAGCCCUCUUUAUCGCGCUGUGUAUCACUGCCCUGUGAAGGAAAGCCCUUAUCUGGCCUCCAAUAAUCCGAAAACUAAGUUAAACACCUAACGGUACACACAGAGUCAACUGGCAUUUCUUACUAACGUAUCCCCCUCCCCCCAAAUCGAUACACUCGCAGAAACUCCCCAAGUUCGGAAAAACAUAUUAGCAACUAGUGACUUUAACUAGCGAUGUUUUACCGUUUAGUUGAAUGGCCUAAAUGUGACGUGGUAGGUAUUUUGGUGUGGCUCUGGGAAACAGGGGAGGGGAGGGGGGUGGAGGUUACCUACACCCCACCCCCUCCCCGUAAUCUGUUUAAUUCUCUCCAGGUUGUUAUGGUUACAGUUGCCUUACGGUUUGACCCCUCACCUGUCCGCUGAUGCUUUGUAGUGGUUGAUACCUCACGUUGGGUGUGGCAGUGACGAUUGUGUGCGUCACGUUCUGUCUAAUGUGUUUUACCGCUAGAUAGAAUGUGCAGUUCAGUGCCGUAUUCAGUUCAAAUUGUUUAUUGCACUUGUUGACUUUGUAUCGUUCCGACAGGAAGAAAUAAAAAAUAGUUUUAUCUUUUCCAUUGUGUUUAAACUAAACUGCUGGUUUGGCAAUGUUUUUUUUGUGUGUAAAAGUUGUCAUCAUUAUGACGCCUUUCAUCCCCAUGUCUCGAGUUGUUUGUUUUAGGUUUUUUUCGAAAAAUAAAACGUCAAAUGCGGAGUGACACAAAGAUCAGUCCUAUUCAGGGGUGGCCCUUCACCUGACUGGUCAUUAAGACACGGAGGUUGACAGCUCAACACGAGGUCUCCGACAGGACCAGGCACAGGACUACAUGUACAGCUGCCAACAUCACCUCAUUUCCAAUCAUACACACCUGCUCCAGUCCCAAGCGUGUCAAAGGCCACCGCGUCUGAGGGGAUGCCAAAGUUUGUUUUCCCAAGUUGUCAAGGCAUCUGUGAGCCUAUGCUCAGAAGUUUAUUUCCAAUUUUACACCCAACCCCUACACAAAACACCUCUGAUCUCAUCUUUCACUUUGUUCAAGAACUCAUUAUGUGUAGGCUACCCACUCAAAUCAGUAGCUAGCUUCGCCUCAGCUCUAGUGAUAAUGGGUCCCCUCAAAUCAAGAGCUAGCUUCCAAUUAGCAACUAGCAACGACUUGUCCCCUACAAUUAUUAGCUCGCUUUCAAUUAGAAUCUAGUGAUGGUAUGUUGCCUCAAAUACUAGCUAGCAUUCAAUCAGCAUAGCAUAGUCCCCUUAAAUCAGUAGCUAGCUUUCAAUUAGAACCUAGCAAUGACCCGUACCUUUAUCUCACCGGCUUACUUUCACUUAAAGGACACAGUGACCAAACCGUCAGAACUGUCUAUUCUAGCUACACUAAACAUUGGUUAAAUUGGUAAAUUGACUUCUUGUUCUGCAGCGUUUAGCGUUAAUGCACCUAGCACAAAUGUAAACAAUAGCAAUAUAGCACUUCGGUCUUUUUGUUAAGACAUUUUGCAAAGCACAUGUAAUACAAUUCACUGUUAUUUUGUCACAAACUAACUGACCGACGCACAUUGAUUCGAAAAGACAAAAGUGCUAUAUUGCUAUGAUUUUCAUUCGGCAGGCGCGUUCUUGCCAAAUGCUCGUCAGCAGGAUUUGUUGUUCAUUUGAAAAGAUGUUCUAGCGAAGCCAAUAGAGACGGCUACCAUGGUUUGAUCACCCAGACCGGUAUAGUCCUUUAACAACCACCCCUUCUGCUCACACAUUUCUUUCAUUUAGCCAUUUCUCCCAGAAGGCCAAACCCCACAGUGGCAUUUCUGAGACUAACACCGAGCGCUCAUUUGUCCUGAUAUCCACAUCUGCUUGUUAUUCAAGAAUCAGCAGGAGCGGCGUCCUGACAAACAUUCAGCCAUUUAUAUGCUAUUAGGCCGCUAGUCCACAUUAGAUCCGCUAAUGCUGGACACUGUGCCCCUUAAGUGGCUCUUAAUGUUCCUGUGAGAUCCAGUCCAUUCACGAGGAGCUGCUGUUCACUUCACUGUGUAAUUGAUGGAUGGACCGCACUUCAAAGAGAUUCAAAGGAAAAAUUGUGUCUGUAUCCUAUUGAAUAUGUUAACAUACAGCCUUUGUGCAUUCGUUGUAAAUUGCAUACACACAACAUAUAUUUGUGUCAAUAUCUUCUAUUUUCUAUCUUACAGUCCAUACAUUUGAUCCCCUUAAAAAGCUUGUAUGUCAUUAAAAUGCUCAGGCAUCCAAUAGAUUGUUGGCCUCCUACUUUCCUUAUAGCUUAAAGUACAAAAAACAUCCUAAAACCUU